Messenger RNA from Plodia interpunctella (Indianmeal moth), 1316 nucleotides. RefSeq lists its product as uncharacterized. NCBI's taxonomy places the organism in Eukaryota, Metazoa, Arthropoda, Insecta, Lepidoptera, Pyralidae. The record is from RefSeq and is a predicted model, not a curated record. Bases 66 to 1190 code for a protein of 374 amino acids. The transcript is spliced from 2 exons. Gene Ontology annotation, molecular function: zinc ion binding; nucleic acid binding.
GUGUGAUGUAUGUAGGUUAGUUUAUAAUAAAUGGUGGGGGGUAGUCUAAGUAGCUUGGUUGUGAGAUGUCAUUUUAUAAACCAGUCCGGAAUAAAUGCUUGUUACGUACGCCCGCGUUUCAGUUAGCUCCGCGACACCGUUAUCCCUCAGGACUAUCGACCGCUAUAUCACAUUGGCGAACGAGGAUUAGUACCAAUAUUUACGCGUGCAGGUUAGACAUCGCAAUUAUGUCGAUUGGUAAAGUGCGGGAGUUCGACGUGAAGAACGGGGCGUGGUCGUCCUACGUGGACAGGCUCGAGAUGUACUUUACAGUGAACAGUGUGAAAAAUGAACUCAAAGUGCCUACUUUAAUUGCGGUAAUGGGUGACGAAGCUUACGAACUAUUAUCGAAUCUAGCCAGCCCUAAGAAACCAGCGGAACUAAGCUACGAGUGUGCGGUCAGAUUAUUACGUAAUCACCUCCAACCGACCCCGUCGGCACUGGCAGAGCGGUUCAGAUUUCGGCAGAGAAGGCAAGCGGCGGACGAGAAUGUGGCAAGCUACGUGGCGGAAUUAAAAAAGUUGACACGCUAUUGUAAGCUGGGGGACGGAUUAAACGAAAACCUUCGGGAUCAAUUCGUGUGCGGCUUGAGGAGUGAUCUCAUCCGGCAGAGGUUAUUUGCAGAGGAUGACACGCUCACGUUUACUAACGCGGUGAAGUUAGCCAGCUCAUUAGAAGCCGCGGAACGCGACGCAGCUGCGGUUGACGCGACAGGAGCCGCAAGCCGGGAGCUAUCGGCGGAUGUGCAUGCUCUGGCGGUCAGCAGCGGCAAGCAGCGGCGGGAGCCACGGGCGGCGGGCCGAGCCGGGCGCGGUACACAUGGAGGAGCGGGAGCGCAGCGGGCGGAGGUCGCCGGAGCGAACCUUAGCGGCAACAAGAUUGCGAGGAGUGGCAGUCGGGAUACACACAGUGGACAAUGUUAUAGCUGUGGGGGAGUGGGCCAUUAUCGGGAAGAGUGUCGAUUUAACCAAUACACCUGUAGCAAGUGCAAGCGGGUGGGGCACCUCAGGCGUGUGUGCCCGGACCAGAGGCAGGGGCGAAGAGCAGCUGUACACUAUGCCGCAGGAGAGGAGGAGCCAGAGGACGAGAAUCUGGACAGUUGCGGGGAGGAUUUUCACCACUUAUGCCUGAACGAUUAUAAGGCGAUAUAAGGAAUUAUUCAGCGGAGGUUUGGGCACAUACACGGGGGGCAAGGCGACUCUGAGGGUUCGGGAGAGCGCGGUACCGGUGUUCCACCGCGCGCGGCCGCUGCCGUACGCGCUGCGCGACCGCGUCGA